UGGCACUUUUAGGAGGGUCCUCCUGAACACACACACAUAUAUAUACACGCACACACACUGAGGUGUAAGGAGUUAGAGGAGCCGCUCUCUGCUCCUCCUCUUUAUCCACUGUUGUGUACAGGAGCACCACCAUCACUACCGACAGCCGCGGCGGGAGCAACACCGACAGCAGCGCGGGCUGAUGGACUUGUUGUGACGGCGGCGGAGCUGCGGGCGCCGCCGGCUCCCCAUGACCGCACCAUGAAGCGUCUCUGUCGGAGGCUGGCGGUGGCCGUGGCGGUGCUGGUCUGGCUGGGAGCACUGGUUUACCUGCUGGUACUGAGCCGGAGGAGGCUGCCGGAGCUCGGUGCCGGAGCAGGAGGAGCAGCGGGGGGAGGAACGGGAGGAGCAGAGAGCGCCUACAGCAGCCAGAUUUCAGAUGCGGAGUGGGACGACAUGUUGGACGGUUUUGAUGAACGUAGCUACCUGAACGCGCGGCGCUGGAAACCCGGCGACGACCCGUACACUCUGUACGCCUUCAACCAGAGGGAGAGUGAACGCAUCCCCAGCAACAGAGCGCUGAGAGACACCAGGCACCACAGGUGCACCACCCUCCACUACGACACCGACCUCCCCCCCACCUCCAUCGUCAUCACCUUCCACAACGAGGCCAGGUCCACGCUGCUGCGCACCGUCAGGAGCGUUUUAAACAGAACUCCAGUUCACCUCAUCCACGAGAUCAUCCUGGUGGACGACUUCAGCAACGACGAAACUGACUGUCAGCUCCUGACCAGACUGCCCAAAGUCAGAUGUCUGCGCAACAACAGGAGGGAAGGUCUGAUCAGGUCCAGAGUACGGGGGGCAGACUUGGCCAGGGCCGGGGUCCUGACCUUCCUGGACAGUCACUGUGAGGUCAACAAAGACUGGCUGCCCCCACUGCUGCAGAGGAUCAGAGAGGACUCGACCCGUGUGGUCAGCCCGGUCAUCGACAUCAUCAACAUGGACACCUUCGCCUACGUGGCAGCGUCGGCUGAUCUUCGUGGAGGUUUUGACUGGAGUCUACAUUUUAAAUGGGAGCAGCUGUCGCCAGAACAGAGGGCGGGACGCAGCGACCCCACUCAGCCAAUCAGGACUCCCAUCAUCGCCGGCGGCCUCUUCGUGAUCGACCGCUCCUGGUUCAAUCACCUGGGAAAAUACGACACCGCCAUGGACAUAUGGGGGGGGGAGAACUUUGAAAUCUCCUUCCGGGUGUGGCAGUGCGGGGGCAGUCUGGAGAUCCUGCCCUGCAGCAGGGUGGGCCACGUCUUCAGGAAGAAACAUCCCUACGUCUUCCCCGAGGGAAACGCCAACACUUACAUCAAGAACACCCGUCGUACAGCUGAAGUGUGGAUGGACGACUUCCGUCUUUUUUACUACUCUGCUCGACCUGCGGCUCGAGGGAAGGCGUACGGAGAUGUCCAAAGUCGAGUAGAACUUCGUAAGAAGCUGAAGUGCAGAUCUUUUCAGUGGUACCUGGACAACGUUUACCCCCAACUGAAGGUUCCGGAUGAUUCCGACUCUCGGUCCGGGGUGAUCCGACAGAGACAGAACUGUCUGGAAUCUCAAAGGCUGGAAGGACAGGAACUUCCUGUCCUCACGCUGGCUCCUUGUAUCGGGAAAGAGGGAGUUCCUGCCGUCACCCAGGUCAGUUCGUCAGGAGGGGAGGGGGAGUGACAUCACCGUGGCUCCGGGUCACACUCGGAGAAGUCUGAGUCAGGGUUUGAAUCCAAGUCCAGGUCAUUGUGCAACAUUCCAGGUUUUGGAUGUCUCCAAACAGUCCAGCUCUUUGAUAAUUUAAUUUCUUUCUAAAAAUCAGCCUUAAUUGAUUGGACUUGAAGU
Molecule: messenger RNA, 1857 nt
Organism: Cynoglossus semilaevis (tongue sole)
Lineage: Eukaryota; Metazoa; Chordata; Actinopteri; Pleuronectiformes; Cynoglossidae
Gene: galnt14
Product: UDP-N-acetyl-alpha-D-galactosamine:polypeptide N-acetylgalactosaminyltransferase 14 (GalNAc-T14)
Exons: 13
Coding region: 241-1692 (483 amino acids)
Biological process (GO): protein O-linked glycosylation
Cellular component (GO): Golgi apparatus
Molecular function (GO): polypeptide N-acetylgalactosaminyltransferase activity
Source: RefSeq, a predicted model, not a curated record